AUGAGUUCAUCUCUCCUGCUCUCUAGUCCGCGUUCUGAAGAAGAGAAACCCAUUGCUGUCUUGUGGGGCUGCGAGCUGAACACCAGCACCAGGAGGUGUGUGGUGAUGGAAGAAGACGACUUCUUGGAACACCUGGUGUUACUGAAAACGAUCUGUCUCAGUGCAGAGGCCAAGGACGAACCGCACGUGGUGGCAGUAGCUUCAAAAAACACCUACGGUGACAACAGGGCAGUGCCCAUCGCUUCACUGAGGCUCUCUGUCCUACCCAUGAUCAGUCUUGAUGGCUUUGAAUUUAUCCCUCCUGUUGCCUUUGAAUUAAAGUCUGGAACUGGGCCAGUUUAUCUCAAUGGACAACAUCUAAUCUUGGAAGAUGAUGCAGAAUAUGAAGCCAGAGGAGGAUGGCUAGCAGAGGAGUCGUUCUCUUCAGCUGUUGUGGAAGAAGAUACAAUGUUUCGUGUGAACUUGUCUGAGGGCCCCGAUCCGGUAGGUGGCCUUUGA
Chrysemys picta bellii (western painted turtle) is the source of this 498-nucleotide messenger RNA. The record is from RefSeq and is a predicted model, not a curated record. NCBI's taxonomy places the organism in Eukaryota, Metazoa, Chordata, Testudines, Emydidae.